UUGAUCUGCUUGUGAAUCCAGGGACGUUCUCCUGGUCAGGUAUGCAGGGUGCAGAUUGUGUGCUGCUCACAAAGUCACAAUGUAGGCGAAACACCUUGUCAUCGCAUGGACAGAAAGAGACAAAGCACGCGUCAAAGGAGGGAUGACGGGCUGUCACGUGACCCUGAGAUAGGACCCCCAUUGACGAACCUGACAAAGCCAAAUGCUGGAUAAGAAAUCUCGCCAACCACCCUAAACCUCCACCUCAACACGCGAUCCUGCCACAGCGCUCCUGAUACCCCGAACAGUGCACGCAGCGAUUGAACAUAUUUCCAGCUCUGCACACGCGCGACUUUCCCAGAUCAUUACACGCGAUCGUCCACCCGCUCACCCGAUCGCCGCCCCCUCGUGCCAGACGCGGUCGACCAAACCAGCCUCGCCACGGCACCUAGUGUCACGACCCGAACACUGUACCCAUACCACGCACCCGACACCGCGACCAUGCCUGUCGAGGUAGCCCUCAACACACCGCUGGCGGACGCGCUGACCGCCGCCGUCCAGCCCAAGCUCAUGGAGGUUGGCUGGGCCGGCGACAGCAACGACUCUGCCCUCGCGGAAUACAUCAUCCUCAUGCUUGUCAAUGGCAAGGACCAGAACCAGAUCGCCGCCGAGCUAUCAGGCGAGCUCCUCAAUCUGCCACCCGAAGAUCCCACGUCGCACGACUUUGCGCGCUGGCUGUUUGAGCAAUUAGCACAGCUGAAUGCGCAAAUCAACGGGCAACCCGCCGACAACAACGCUGCGGACGCUGCAAAUGGCGGCGCGCCGUCAAAUGAGAUGGACACGGACAUGGCAGCCAACGACGGCCCUGGUUUCUCUGCUCCGACUGGACCGCGCGCCCUGCGAGAAGGAAACCUCAGAGGCGGCCGGGAGAAGCGCAUGCUCGGCCACGUAUCGAAAGCCAUGGAUCGGACAGGCGACCAGGCGCUGCACCGGGUACGGGGUCGUGGCGGCAUCGACACCCACUCGCGCAACGGCCUACGGGGCGCGAUGCGCGGAGGCAGGGGCAACAACCGCAUGAACAACAUUCAGCACGGCAUGGCAACAGGCAUGGGCGGCCCCAACAUGAUGAUGGGCGCUGCGCCCGGUAUGGAUGUCUACGCGUUGCUCGAGCAGCAGAACCAGAUGAUGAUGCAGCUACAACAAACAAUCAUGAACAACAACAGCAACAGCAGCGGAGGGCAUCGCGGACGCGGAGGCAAAUUCGAUCGCGGCAACAGGCGCGGCCGUGGUGGCCACGGACAGCACCACCACAAUGCCCACGAGCAGACGAAUGCCGAAGGUGGCGAGGCCGGCGACGUCGACAUGUCUGGCGAGAAGCGCGAAGCCCCCAACCCCGAGGAGACUGUCUGCAAGUACAACCUCAACUGCACGAACCGAGAAUGCAAGUUUGCGCACCAGUCGCCGGCGGCGCCACGUGGUGCCCAGAUCGACGUGACCGACGUGUGUAGCUUUGGGGCCGCCUGCAAGAACUUCAAGUGCGUCGGCCGGCACCCCUCGCCCGCCACCAAGCUCGCCCACCAGAGCGAGCAGGACUGCAAGUUCUGGCCCAACUGCAGCAACAACCGCUGCCCGUUCCGGCACCCCAAUAUGCCCCUGUGCCGCAACGGGGCCGACUGCACGACUGCCGACUGCAAGUUUACACACGUCAAGACCAAGUGCAAGUUCAACCCCUGCAAGAACCCCAAGUGCGCCUUUCAGCACGACGAGGGCCAGCAGGGCGGCUUCAAGGACAUGGUGUGGACGCCCGGGGGCGACAAGGACGUCAGCGAUCGCAAGUUUGUGGAGGAUGGUGGGAACCCUGAGCUCGUCAAGCCCGAGGGCAACGCGAUGGAGGAUGAUUCUGGGGCUAAGGACGCCGAGGUCAUCACCUAAGUUAGGUGGUCCGGCCGGCCGUAACGAUGUGUAUGAGAAGAGGAAAUGUAUAAUGCCGGCAAAUGUGCAGCGAGCCCAGCCGGCUGUGAGGUGUACAAGAUUGGAGCCAUGAAGAAAAUUGGGCAAACCGAGCGGCGCUUUGGGCGUAUGUAUCAUUCGCUUUCUACGGGGGAUUCUGCGUAUGCUUAGAUAUAUGGCCAAAAGUGCCAAGCGGACAAUACAUAUACUCCUCCGCUACUACAAACACUCUUGCGCUCGUCUGUGAAUUCUGUGAA
Emericellopsis atlantica is the source of this 2186-nucleotide messenger RNA. Its product is annotated as nuclear polyadenylated RNA-binding protein Nab2. Lineage: Eukaryota; Fungi; Ascomycota; Sordariomycetes; Hypocreales; Bionectriaceae. Gene Ontology annotation, biological process: regulation of mRNA stability. The transcript is spliced from 2 exons. The record is from RefSeq and is a predicted model, not a curated record. Gene Ontology annotation, cellular component: cytoplasm; nucleus. Bases 481 to 1911 code for a protein of 476 amino acids. Gene Ontology annotation, molecular function: poly(A) binding.